UGUGUUCUAUGACAGAAAUACGAGGAAACCCAUUGGAGAAAUUUUGGUUGAAAGCCCAGAAUAUCUAGUUUGUGAAUAAGAAUUGAUUGAUUAACCCUGUAGAAUAACUUACUGAUAUUGGUGUAGAUAACGUCAGUUUGCUCAUUAGAUACAUAUGAGAUAUGUGACAUUAAUUCAAGCAAAUUUAUUAUGUCAGUUCCUGAAAUCGUAGAUCUUAAAAGUGUGGUGGACCCACAUCUGAACGGCGGCGAACUACAAGCAUAUACUGCUCGAUAUCUCACGAAACCUGGUGACAAUUACGGUAGCUGCAUGCUGGCGGUUGCCGCUAGAAUUAAGCAACCAAAUGCACUCAUUGAAGAGUUACCUUUAAUUGCGAAACUUCCACCUGUGACCAACGAAUUAUUUUGGCAAAUAUUUCAACCAGAGCGCACAUGUAUUACAGAGAACAAAAUGUAUGAAAUUGUAGUUCCAGAAAUACAUCGACUGCAGCUCGAUGCUGGUUUGUCUAAGGAUAAACUCUUCACUGCUCUACCAAAGUACUAUGGCAGCCGCAUAUCACUGGACCCCAAUGCCACUAAAGUCGACCGUGAUGCUGUGCUCGUGCAGGAGAAUCUCCAGGUUUCUGGCUACAGAGCUGGCAACCGACAUCAAAUGUUCGAUUUCGUCCACGCGAAGCUUGUGUUGGAAUGUAUGGCGCAAUAUCACGCCUUGCCCAUUGCCUUACGUAUUAGAAAACCAAAAGUCUUUGCGGAGAAGAUACGACCACAUUUUAACCGUUUCAAUAUGAAUACCUCAAUGGGUGACCAAAUGAAAGAAGACAUGCGUAAAGAAAUAAGAGAAGAUUUGGAAUUAGUUACUAACAAUAAUGAUGAUGAGAUUGGGGAUAUUUUAGAAAAGUUCCAACAGUACGAUGCAUGGUUGGAACAGCCAGAAGCUGCUGAUGGGUUAUACACCAGUUUGGUCCAUUGCGAUUUGUGGAUUAACAAUAUUAUGUUUAAAUAUGAUGAUCAGAAUCAGCCAACUACAUUAAAAUUUGUGGAUUUCCAAAUAGCGCAAUAUGAGUCCUUUGUGCACGACAUUAUUUUCUUUCUAUUCUCUAGUGUCGAUGCUAAUGUAUUGGAGGAUAAUUUCGAAAACUUGUUGGAAGCCUACUACGAUGCAUUCAUUCACAAUUUAAAAGAAGUGCAAGUUCCAACAGAUGACUACUCCUAUGAAGGAUUCGUGAAUGAAGUGCGACGUGUUGGUCCUAUAGAAAUUUCACAUCCGUUAUUUAUGACAAAGGUAAUUUUGGCCGAUAACAGUACACUUCCCGAAGAUUUUAAAGAUAUGGAUAUGUCUAUCUUAAGCAAAAAUCGUGGUCUCAAGACGAUUACCAAGCGAAUGAGCGAUAUUUUGCGAGUGGCGAAGAAGUUUAAGCUAAUUUGAAAUCGUUAACUAAAUUUCUGAGUAUUUACGCACAAUUAUGGAAAUAGGAAAUUGUAUUGAUUGCGAGUAAAUCUUAAAAUAAUUUAAUUAAGUUAUCUAGGGAGAAUGGAACUAGACUGGCUUCAAGUAAUCUGGCAAUAAUUAGGGAGAAGGCGAUGCAGUUGAAUAUUUUCAAUACGAUCCUUAAACGGCCGGAAACAUCUGGUCUGGUUAAGCGAAGCAAUAUGGUGUAUCCAACUGUGGUAAACCAUAUUUCGUUCACCACAAUCUAAUAGAGAACACAUAACCUAUGUAUAUAUAAAUAUAGUUAAAAAAUUGCUUAAAGAUUGAAGAAGCUUGACUUUAAGCCGAUCAACGUAUUUAAAAAAAUCGUAGAACUUUUGGUUUUGGUUAUGUUUUGGUUUUUUAGGGGAAUUAUUUGAUUAACUACUUCUAUAAAAAGAUUAAACCUGUUGGUACACGUCGUGCAAUUAACUAUGCAGAACAAACCGUUUUUGUUCAUAUAUUCUUUGGUUGACUAGGUCAUCCGAUAAGAGAAUUUAUAAUAAUUAUCAUGUUAUCAACCUUGUGGUCGCCUAAAAGUAUGCUUCGGUUUAUAUCCCUUUUUUAACUUUCUUUGUUCAAACUUUAAAGCAGAGAUUGUUAAUAUAAUUAAUAUAAUUCUCUGGGAAUAUUAAUUAAAUCUAAGUAAUUAAAAUGCCUAAAAGAAGUAUUUACAAACAAAGGAAGGAAAGUGUAAAGCACAUAAAAAAUAAAAUAUUAAAUUAUAGCCAUUGUUAUGCGCGGAAUGCUGGAAUGCAUUAGAAUUGAAUAAGAAAAAGAAUAAAUAGUUUGAUUUAGUAAAAUUGCA
This is a messenger RNA of Ceratitis capitata (Mediterranean fruit fly), 2275 nucleotides long. RefSeq lists its product as hypothetical. Bases 190 to 1425 code for a protein of 411 amino acids. Lineage: Eukaryota; Metazoa; Arthropoda; Insecta; Diptera; Tephritidae. The transcript is spliced from 5 exons. The record is from RefSeq and is a predicted model, not a curated record.